This is a messenger RNA of Procambarus clarkii (red swamp crayfish), 2858 nucleotides long. NCBI's taxonomy places the organism in Eukaryota, Metazoa, Arthropoda, Malacostraca, Decapoda, Cambaridae. The record is from RefSeq and is a predicted model, not a curated record.
GCCAGACGUACCAUAGCUGUGUAAAAAAAGGACCUGGAGUCAUUGGUUCUUUUGUCCGGAAGUGGCCGAGACAGUUUUGUUUUGAGUUUUGGCUCCGAGGAAGAACGAGGCUUUUAAGAAGUUUUGGUCUUGGAAAAAGAAGUGAUCGAGUAUUUUGAGUUGGUAUAGAGAAUUUGUUAAAUGGAACUUGUGUGCUAAUUAUAACAAGAGAUAAAGAGGUAUAAGGUGUUUCACUGUGCCAAGCUAGACGAAGGAUAAUCAUGAAUGGUGAUUUGUUUCGAGAUACGUUGUCCCUAAUGCAGGGCACGAGCCAGACCAUAGGCUACCGUGUUCGCCUCCGUAUGCAACACAUUCUCAAAGACGUAGCCGAGCUGGCUUACGAACGACCUCAAUUUUUUGCAGAUGUUCCUCCUCCACCGUUAUUGGUUGGCAAAGAUGGGCCACCUCCGAUGCCACCCAUGCCCCCUGGGCCUCCACCGUGUACAAAUAUGCCCAGCCCUGCUCCCUCAACCAGCCAAGGACCACCAAAUAUGGCCAUGGGUGGGAUGAUGGCACCUCCGCCGCCACCAGGCACCGCAGGCCCUCCUGGACCUCCUCCUCCACCACCAGGAGGCCCCGUCAUGCCUGCUGACUAUCCAAAUGGAGGGAUGAUGGGUCCAGGCCCUAUGGGUAUGGGUCCAGGCCCUAUGGGACCAGGAAUGGGGCCAGGUAUGAUGGGACCCAUGCAAGUAACAGUGAACCCAGCGACUAAUGAUGCACCCUUGGAAUUUAACACCAACAAAAACAAACCACCCAUGCCUGUGGCUGCCAAUAAUGGUGAAAUUGUGGAUAAUAUCCAGGAACCCAUCAUAGUGGAGGAACGAAGAGAGAGGGACAGAGAGAGAGACCGUGACCGAGAAAGAGACCAUGGGAGAGACAGAGACAGAGACCGUGAGCGCUCUCGUGGCAGAGACAGAGAUAGAGACAGGGACCGUGAACGUGACAGGGAUGGUGAGAGAGACCGUGAUCGGGAUCGGGAAAGACAAGAUCGAGACAGAGAUCGUGACCGUCGGCGUGAUCGGCCUCGGAAAGAUGGUGGUGGAAGUGGGCGCAACAGUGUUGACAAUAUGCCGCCUGGCAAUGGUAAUGCACAAGUACCACCCAUGGAUGGCAACCAGGCGGGCUUUGGGCCUAUGGGUCCAGGACCGGGGCCUUGGGGACCAAUGUGGGGUCCUGCUGGAGGACCCAUGGGCCCAUUAGGACCUAUGGGACCAAUGGGAGGGCCAAUGGGUCCUAUGGGACCAAUGGGAGGGCCAAUGGGUCCCAUGGGACCAAUGGGGCCAAUGGGACCACCUGGCGAAGGUCCACCAAUGUAUUUUGCCAGUGAUUCCAUGUGCUUGGAUUUUAUGGGCAAGAAUUUUGAUGAGACCCUUGGAGAAGCCGAUGUACAGGACAUCGACCAGAAUUCAUUGAGUGGUGACUUCCGCAUUACAUGGGGGAUGUUUGGCUGGAUGAUGUCUCCCGAGGGCCUCACAGUACCCAUGAAGAACCCUUUACACUGUAAAACCUGUGUGCUGGUCCCGCCCAAUCGCCUCGCCCCGCCACCCACCACCCGAGAACGACCUCUAGGGUGCAGAACUAUUUUUGUCGGUGGUCUUCCAGAGAACGUUACAGAGGAGAUUGUCCGCGACGUCUUCGAGCGCUGCGGAGAGAUCACGACGAUACGCCUGAGCAAAAAGAAUUUCUGCCACAUAAGAUAUGAGCUCGAAGAGUUUGUUGACAACGCCAUCUUUCUGUCAGGGUACAGAAUGCGCAUUAAUAAUAGCACAGAGGCGGCAAACACUGGACGACUACACGUUGACUAUGCCCAGGCCAGGGAUGAUCAGUAUGAAUGGGAAUGCAGACAGAGACAAUUGCAGCGAGAACAACGCCAUCGCGAGCGCAUUGAAGCCGAAAGAUUGCGUCCUCCGUCCCCGCCCCCAGUGGUCCACUUCUCGGAGCACGAAGCCACUCUUAUUGCUGAGCAGUUGAAGGGAGAUGAAAGCUUUUCAAAGGCAGCUCAAAUUCUCAUCACUUGGUUGGAGCGAGGCGACUGCAGCAAACGCAAUGCUGGCACUUUCUAUGGCAUGAUUCAAUCGACCAACUCCCACGUACGGCGACUGAUGACCGAGAAGGGCCAGUAUGAAGAGGAGUUGGCCAAGUUCCGAGAACAGACAAGAGCACGCAUGCAAGGCGUCUUUAUGCAGUUCGGUCAGAUCGAGCGUGUCUUCCUGUCAGCCGGUCACCAGAAGGUCUGGGACCACUUCACCAAGGCCCAGAGGCGCAACAUUGAUAUGUGGAAGAAGCAGGCUGAGGAGAUCAAGGAGAUCCAGCUGGAUGAAUCGGAUAAGGAAGAUGCGGAAGAAAUGGAUGUCUCGGAUGAAGAAGAUUCGGGACAGCCUGCCAGGAAGAAGAUGCGACAGAAUGAAUACCUCAAGGAAGAAAAUGACAGUUUAAGGUGCCAGAUGGAGGCAUAUAAAAACGAGGUUGAUCUCAUCAAAGCAGAUCUGAAGGCUGAAGUGUCAGUGAGGGAUGACCAAAUUGAAGCAUUUAAGAAAACGUUGCAAGGAAUGCAGCAGACGCUCUCUGAAAAUGCGGUCCGCAAGCGCCAAGAUGAUGCCAAAAUGGCCGAGCUACAGGGAAAGUUGAAGAAGCUGAGAGAACAGGUUGGAGGAAAUGGGGAGGGAGAGGAAGAUAACAAGGACGAAACGGAGGACUUGCUCACUCUUACAACGGCUCCUCUCACCGAUAAGACGGCUCAGCUUAACCCUUUAACUGCGUUGUUAAAAUCUAACUUCACUAAAUACAAGCAAAUUCACCAAGAUUGUAAAGACCAAUGA